AUGCGUCUCUCGGUCCUUGCCCUCGCCGCUGUCACUCAGACAGCCUUAGGAUGUACCUUUGGCAUAGCGUUAACCCAUAGUACGGCGCAUGGUUCUGACGAGGUCGAAUGUUACGCACAGAUCUGGGAGAGUGACGAUGUCGACUUCUGGAAUGACGGACCUGCCUCCUACACCAAUACGGAAUGUCAAGCCGGCUGCUAUGAUGUUGAGCAUAAAGGAAAUACCUACCAAUUCUGUCUUGAUUCCGUGGCAAAUAAUCGACUCCAUGGAGACGCCACUGUUCAGCUCACCAGUAACGGCGGCGGCGACUUGCUCCAUAUCAAACCCGAUGGAGAGGAGUAUCAUCAGGUGGCGAACGUCUUUCUUGGCCAAACGGAUUACCGUGCUUAUUACCUUGCUGGUACUUCCUGCCCUGACGGAUCGGCCUAG
Messenger RNA from Aspergillus versicolor CBS 583.65, 429 nucleotides. RefSeq lists its product as uncharacterized. The record is from RefSeq and is a predicted model, not a curated record. The transcript has a single exon. Lineage: Eukaryota; Fungi; Ascomycota; Eurotiomycetes; Eurotiales; Aspergillaceae. The coding region runs from base 1 to 429 and encodes 142 amino acids.